CAAUAAAUUCUUAGGAGAGCCACCGAAAUAUAUAUGGCAACAAAAACAGAAGACACUAGUGUGGUUGGGAAGGAGAAGAAGGCCCCAUCUUCAAAUUCUCCCAUGACAACCACCAAAAAGACCCCAACCAAGGCACCAUCCACAACAAAGAAGGCCACCUCAAGCCCAUCAGAGAAACAAGUCCCAAACUAUCUCAAGCCCACAAUCAGCUCAGGCCUUGAUUCUCACUCCUCUUUCAAGCUCCCUAGGAAUAAUGAUGGUCCCACCAAGCCCACUCUAAAUAGAAGAAGAUCUCUUGACCCAUCUUCAUCUUCAUCUUCAAGGUUACCGAAACAAACACAUACACCUUCUCUUUCAAGACAACACAAGGCCCUUGUGUCCCCUGGGCCACGCGAAAGAACACUGCCACUUCGAUCUUCUAGUGUUCCUAUUAAAACUACUAACAACGCUUCAAAACCCAUUCCAGAGAGGCUCUCAAGGACCCCAAAGGAAGGGAGAACACAACCACUGAGUGCCAAGAAGAGCCCCAACAAAGUUUUUGCUUCAACUAGUAAGAAGGUAAUGAGUAAUGAUGCUUCUUCUAACUCAUCCAACGUUUCAAAGAGUGGUGGUAUUAAUGAAUCAGAAGUUGAAGAAGCUGUAAAUGAAGAGCAGGUUGGAGAAGUGGAAAAUGUGGAUAAUCAUGAAGAACUCCCACGUCAAGUAGUUGACUCUGAACAUGAACAUCUUGAUCAAAAGCUUGAGGAGUCUGAUCAACCUCAUGUUCAAGAUGAUGAUGAGAAGGGCAUUCCUACAGUGCUAGAAGAAAAAGAGGACGAGAAUACAAACCAAUAUGAGUGCAACAUUAAUGAAAGUCAUCCAAAAAUUGAUCAUUCAACAACUGAAGAAGUUGAGUUGAAACAAGAAGAACAAGAACAAGAAGAAGGUGGGGUUGUUCACAAAAGUGAGACCAACAAUGAGGAAGAGGUAGUGGAAGAGAAGGAAGGAGUUGAAAAAGUAAUAAGUGAGGAGGUUAAAGAGUUGAGGGAAGGACAAGGUGAAGAUGAACAAGUAGAGAGUGAAGUUAAAGAAGAAAAGGUUGAGUCACCAAAGCCAAAACAAGUAGAAGAAGGAGGUUGGAUGCAAGAGAAGAAAGAGGUUCAGUCUCCAGUAUCCAAUGAUGUGAUCGAAGAGAAUGCAGGGAAGCAAUUAGAAGCGAGGAGGAAUAAAGUGAGAGCAUUGGCUGGUGCAUUCCAGAAUGUCAUUGACCAUCAAAAAAACAAGUGAUCGAGUCAAGCCACAAUUGUAUAAAUUUGAUCAUGUGAGAUACUAAUAAGAGAAAUAGAUACAGAACAGAAGAACACCUAAAUUAAAGAGAUUCUAAUGUUCACAACUUUUCUUAAUUACCUGAGAGUAGGGGCAGACGUGUUAAAAUCUGUUGAUUUUCUUCGCUAGUGGGUUUCCUUAAACAUAUGUAAUA
Molecule: messenger RNA, 1459 nt
Organism: Glycine soja
Lineage: Eukaryota; Viridiplantae; Streptophyta; Magnoliopsida; Fabales; Fabaceae
Product: cilia- and flagella-associated protein 251-like
Exons: 1
Coding region: 34-1266 (410 amino acids)
Molecular function (GO): calmodulin binding
Source: RefSeq, a predicted model, not a curated record